CCAGGCUUGCAGGGGUUCGCGGCGGGGCUCGCUGUGGGGCCGCGCCGCGCGGCGGACGCGGGGCGGGGCCGUCGCGAUGUGCGCCGCGGUGGCUGCUGUGGAGGCAGAGGCCGCGCAGAAGCUGUGCGCGCAGCAGGCGCGCCGCCUGCUGGGGCCGUCCAGGCCAGACCGCGGGGCGACCGCGCGGAGGUGUGCCGACGGCGGGCCCGUGCCAGCACUUCGCCGGGCGCACCGGCGGCGCGUCUGGGCCGCGCUCGGUCUGCUCGCCGUGUGCACGGCCUCUGCUGCCUGGACGGCCCAAGGUGGUCUGGGCGAUAGUGCCGACGCCUCUGUUGGUUUAGUUUUCACGAUUUUCGCGGCGACGGCGCCGCCACUGCGCGCCGCCUCAGCGCCUCAAGGCGGGUUUGCGGGUCUGCGGCGCCUGGCAAGGGCCCCGACGGCCGUGGCCCGGCAAGUCAGCAAAAAGGAGAAGUUGAGGCUGCAGAGGGAGGCGCAGAAGAGGAUGGCACAGGUCGAGGCCUCGAAAGCGAAGAAGGAGGACCAGAACGUGAUAGAGCUGGAGGGGGAGGUGAUGCUGCACGCGCGCAACGUGUGGAAGGUGAUGCUGAGCAACGGCGCAGAGGUGCAGUGCACCCUCGGCGGCAAGCUGAGAAAAAACAACAUCAGGGUCCUGGAGGGCGACAGGGUCACCGUGGAGAUGUCACCCUUCGACCUGACGCGCGGGAGAAUCACCUUUCGCAGCAUCGACUCGAACCUGCUCAAGACGGCCAAGGAGAAGGCGGACGAGGAAAAGGAACGACGAAAGGAGAGGGAGAAGGAAGAGCGCAGGCGGCAGGCGGCGGAGGAGGCCAACGCCGGCGCCAGCUGAGCGCCCGCCCGCUCGGGCUCGCCGCGGCGACCCCUCCCCCGUGUUUUUAUUGCGGGUGCUGCUGGAGGUGGCCUUGGUUCCAGGGUGGCCCCAGCCUGUCCAGGCAGGCCCAGGUGGGCUGCAGAACACCCCUCGCAAGGCCUGCAGUGCCUCACAGGGGCUCAGCGUGGCGGGAACAGUUUGCUCGGGACAACUUGGGCCAGGGACGCCAGUGGCGACCCCCUUGUUUGUUAUCCUCAUUCCCAGCCUUCCAGUUUGUGGUGGUGCUGCAGGGAC
Messenger RNA from Prorocentrum cordatum, 1144 nucleotides. Lineage: Eukaryota; Dinophyceae; Prorocentrales; Prorocentraceae. The record is from the annotation of a GenBank genome assembly.